Coprinopsis cinerea okayama7#130 is the source of this 2160-nucleotide messenger RNA. RefSeq lists its product as hypothetical. The coding region runs from base 1 to 2160 and encodes 719 amino acids. The transcript is spliced from 5 exons. The record is from RefSeq and is a predicted model, not a curated record. Lineage: Eukaryota; Fungi; Basidiomycota; Agaricomycetes; Agaricales; Psathyrellaceae.
AUGGUCAAUUUUCGUAUACCCAAGGACUUUGUGUCGAUGGCGGCAGAGAUAUUCGACACGCCAGCACCUAUCCUGCAGGCGAUAGCACGAGCAGCGACGAUGAAGCCUCCUCGAAUGCAAGAUCUCCUCGUGGUUCUCGAUGUAUUGAAAACCAGAGAUGCCCUAAAAUACAUCCCCCAAGCCAUAGGCAUCUGUCUCCCCCUCAUCGACGUAUCCGAUCCUGAACUCACGGCGCCGGAAACCAGUGGCAAAAUUCGACCCCAGUGCGGGCGAUAUCUCAUUGGACUGAUGGGACUGACGAUGGUCAUGGAACAUGCGCAGAGAGACCGUUCCAUCAUCACCCCGAGCCUGAUGCGCCGAAUUAACGACAAGCUGGACGACAUCUUCAAGGCAAUAGAUUACGGUCUUACCUGGGCACAAUCCGCACGCGACGACGAAGCGGUUCCGUAUCCACACCUUCAACCAUCGGGGUUUCCUACGCCGGCGGCCUUGCUGUUGUGCCUUCUCAACUCCUUCGACCCGGCCGCCUUAGGUACUUUCAUAGCCCAUCCAUCAACUAUCCGGCUUGUGAUUCGAUUCUGGCUUCUCAAAAAUGUUAGCAAACAAGGCAUGCGGUUUGCCAAAGGACCGGCGGACGAGUACAUCUGCUACAUUUUCAAGGACAGCGUCUACCUCUGCCCUUACAUCAACCUCUGGUCCUACUUCUUCCGGCGCGAACAGGAUGAUCGAUUCUGGGAGGGCUGGGUCGCCUACUGCAAAGAAAACAACCUCGACGGUGACGUGCUUCUAGCCGACACCAUCGUUUCGCGGCUCAGGACGAUCAGGCGGUGCACGCGGGACCCGGAGGUGGAUGUAUACGCGCUAUGGCUCAAUGCCCGCCCUUUCGUUAACAUGAUCCGUUAUCUCGGCGAGGCAUCGCAACGGGCCAUGGGGUGGGACCCAGAUGUAUAUCCCGGAUUGAAGAUUCCUGUCACCUCGAUGGAGCUCGCCCUAAUGAGGCGCACCUUUCUUCCAGAAGUCAUCCAUAUCUUCAACGACUUAAACGAUCGAUGCGACGCGAAGGCCAUAGCAAGCUAUCCUGAGAUUAUGGAGAAAGCACCUCCAGCUGUCCAGGGCGCUAACAUCGCAGUCCGCGCGUUCAUCUUCCUCAUCCAAUCCACCCAUCGAGGAGCAUACGUCAUUCCGCACGUCCUGUCCGUCGUCAAAGCGGGAAUCGUCCCCCUCUUCGUCAAAGCCCUGUAUACCCUCCUCGAUUACCCAAUUGAUAACCCAGAGUUCUUCGGGAUCGAGCACCAAUACCUAGACUUGUGGGAAUCGGUCGGGUCGAUGAUGGUCUAUUUGACGUCCUACUCAGCAUACCCGUCCAUUGUCGCCGCGAUGAAGGAGUCGUUGGAGGCGAUACCCGAUUCCAUGCUCGAGGCCGUGUCCAAGAGACUGGCCAGCCAUCCCUGUGGAAAGUAUAAGAAAGGGCUCCAACUGUUUCUGGAGAUGGUCAACGAGUGGCACGCCUGUAUGUUGGACUACCGAAGGGUAAAGGACAAGCUCGGUUUAAUGAUUUGCGAUAACCCUGCGGAACAGGACUGGAAUCAUGGGCAUCGGGUGGAAUGCCGCCUGGACGCCAAUCUUCGACGAGAACGUGAGCUCGACGAGUCAUGGUAUACUCACAACUGGCGCUCCUGGCACAUAUUCCUGAUCCUCUGGACCUAUCGGACGAAGGCCCUCUUCCACGAGCACCUCAGACGACCUGCUGAUUCAAUCCUUAGCCUCGUGAACAACAUAUACCCAACGAUGAUGACUUUCUUCCCGCCAGGCUGCUACUUGAUGGAAGGCAUCUCUCACAGUUCCGAUAUACCCCAGAAGGAUUCGCUAGAAGCGCGACUCGCGGCGAUGCUCAAGGCGGCGGGCGAUCAGGCUGAAAGGGAGGAACAGUCCGAGUAUCUGUUUGAUAUUCCUUUCCCAAGGAUACGCCUCGUGGAGGGACUGUUUAUGUUUGGGCAGUGCGCUGUCUCGGUGAUGUUACAGGUGAAGAUAACGGGGGUUCGAGAAGAGGGGGCAGAAGUCGAUUUGGAGGUGAUGCAGACGCUGACGAGGAUAGGACCUAUUACCGCGGAAAGGAUUCGGGAGUACAUGGAAGGGGAUAACUUUCCAGAGGAGUUUUGA